AUGCGGAGAGGAACCAAUGCAAAGUCUACCACUGCCAGAGGCCACUUGGGCAUCGACAGCGAAGACAUCGUCGGUGGAAACCGCGGGAAAUAUGUCGACUGCAAAAUCUGCAGAACCAUACGCGUAGCUGGUAUAUCACCGCUGCCGGACUUUAUGUCCCAUCUAUUUUCUAGGUCUAUAAUUACGAAAGCGUUUAAGGAAUGUGUUCAGGCGUGGGACUGGGGGAGAUGA
Molecule: messenger RNA, 231 nt
Organism: Babesia bigemina
Lineage: Eukaryota; Apicomplexa; Aconoidasida; Piroplasmida; Babesiidae
Exons: 2
Coding region: 1-231 (76 amino acids)
Source: RefSeq, a predicted model, not a curated record